Megalobrama amblycephala (Wuchang bream) is the source of this 3186-nucleotide messenger RNA. RefSeq names its product scavenger receptor cysteine-rich type 1 protein M130-like. Lineage: Eukaryota; Metazoa; Chordata; Actinopteri; Cypriniformes; Xenocyprididae. The transcript has 16 exons. Gene Ontology annotation, cellular component: membrane. The record is from RefSeq and is a predicted model, not a curated record. Bases 1 to 2931 code for a protein of 976 amino acids.
AUGUGGACACAAGAGAUUCAGUGCAGAGGAAACGAGUCUCAGAUUCAACUCUGUCCAACAUCCUCACACAAAAACAGCUGUUCACAUGAUAAUUACCAGGGGCUGUUCUGUGCUGAUAAAAAGAAUGUGAGGUUGGUUGGUGGUCACAGUCGCUGUGCUGGUAGAGUGGAGGUUUUUCAUAGAGGUCAGUGGGGAACAGUGUGUCAUUAUUCCUGGGAUAUGACUGAAGCUGCAGUGGUGUGUAGAGAGCUGGACUGUGGAGAACCUGUAGAUGCUCUGGGUGGUGCUCAUUUUGGGCAAGGAUCAGGACCAAUCUGGAUGGUUGGUGUGUUUUGUACCGGAUCAGAAUCAGCAUUGAAGAACUGUGGGUCAGCAGGAUGGGGUAAACAUUCAUGUACUCACAUUUAUGAUGCCGGUGUCAUCUGCUCAGGUCAUAAAGCUUCCAGACUCUUUAAUGGAUCUCACCUCUGCUCUGGGAGGUUAGAGGUGUUUCAUAAUCAGACGUGGGUUUCAGUGUGUGCUGCUGCCUUUGACCAGCAGGAUGCAGAGGUUGUGUGUAGAGAGCUGGACUGUGGGGCUCCUGUACAGGUGCUGGGAGAAGAUGCUUUUGGCAAAGGAGAUGCUCAGAUGUGGACACAAGAGAUUCAGUGCAAAGGAAAUGAGUCUCAGAUUUCAUUUUGCUCAAUAUCAUCAUCACACAAAAACAGCUGCACCAGUGACAAUAAUGUGGGACUGAUCUGUUCAGGUUACACAGAGGCCAAACUGAUGAACGGUUCAGACUCUUGUUCUGGAAGAGUGGAGCUUCGGUUCAUCAGUAAAUGGGGCACAGUGUGUGAUGCAUGCUGGGAUAUGAGAGCUGCCAGUGUCCUCUGUAGACAGUUGAAUUGUGGGAUUGCUGUGUCUGUUGUGGGAUCGGACUGGUUUGGAGAGGGAAGUGGUGAAAUCUGGGCUGAUGUGUUUGAUUGUGACGGGAAUGAAACAAAACUCUCAGAAUGUUCCAUCUCUUCAUGGAGUCGAGCUGAAUGUUCUCAUAGACGAGAUGUUGGAGUCAUCUGCUCUGAUUCCUCUCUGGCUGUUCAUGAUGGUCUGGUGCGGUUGUCUGGAGAGAGACAGUGUGAGGGGGAGGUGGAAGUUUCCAUCCAUCAGAUCUGGAGGAGAGUUCUGCUGGACUCCUGGAGUCUCACUGAAUCCUCUGUGGUCUGCAGACAGCUGGGCUGUGGCUCUGUGCUGAACUUCUCCGGCUCCUCUUCAUCCAGUCCUGAACACAUUCAUGAGUGUGUGACGGGCUUCCAGUGCUCUGGGAGUGAAGCUCAUCUGGGGAAAUGCAGCUCUCCACAAACUCUCAACUGCAGCUCCACACAACAGCUGUCAAUCACCUGCCUUGGUCACGGGUCCAUCAGGCUGGUGGGUUCUGGGGGAGACUGUGCAGGGAGGCUGGAGGUUUUUCACAGCGGCUCAUGGGGGACAGUGUGUGAUGACUCCUGGGAUAUUAAAGAUGCCCAUGUGGUGUGCAGACAGCUGCAGUGUGGAGUGGCCCUCAGUAACCAGCAGGUACCAGCCUGGUUUGGUCCUGGUUCUGGACCCAUAUGGCUGGAUGAGGUGGAGUGUGAGGGGAAUGAGACGUCCCUGUGGAGCUGCUCUUCUCCAGGCUGGGGAAAACAUGACUGUCAACACAAGGAGGAUGUAGGAGUCGUGUGCUCAGAGUUUAAAGAGAUCAGGUUAACUGAGGGCUGUGAAGGGAAUGUAGAGGUUUUCUACAAUGGAUCCUGGGGUAAUGUGUGCUGGAACCAGAUGGACAGAGACACAGUGAGUCUGAUCUGUCAGGAGCUGAACUGUGGAAGAUCUGGAGUUUUUUCCAGUUCUAUACCAAGAGUGGAAUCAGCUCCUAACUGGCUGGAUGAAGUGAAAUGUCGACCACAUGAUUCAAAUGUGUGGCAGUGUCCAUCUUCACCCUGGGGACAGAAUGACUGUGGUGAAGAUGAAGUGGCUAAAAUCUUCUGUUUGGAACAGGAGAGUCAUGAGUCUCCUAGAAGCUCUUUGUCAUGCUCCACAUCUCCACAUCAGAGACAGUGUUCAGAUCAUGUUCCUCUCAGACUGAGUGGAGGGGAGGGCCGGUGCUCUGGGAGGCUGGAGGUGUAUCAUAACGCUGUGUGGGGCUCAGUCUGUGAUGAUCUGUGGGACAUCAGCGAUGCUCAGGUGGUCUGCAGACAGCUGGAUUGUGGAGCAGCACUGAGGGCUGAUGGGAAUUCAGUCUUUGGUGCUGGUAAAGGUGUUGUGUGGCUGAACAGAGUCGAGUGCAGAGGGAAUGAGAUUCACCUGUGGGACUGUCCUCUCUCCCUGAAGAACCACACUGACUGCUCCAACAAAGAGCACGCUGGACUCACCUGUGCAGAUUUGCCAGAUUUGUCAGUGUCCACUACUCCUGCCACAACAUCAUCAUCUUCUCCUCCAGUUUCUCAGACAGUGAGCUCAACAUCAGUCUCUCGUUCACAAACUCCUCCGUCUCUCUCUGUGCUUGUGAUUGUACUGGGAGUUGUGCUCUUACUGCUCUUAGUGCCACUGCUUAUACUGAUUCAGCAGAACAGAGUGAUGAGGAGAGCUCUCUCUAAGAGGAGACACAGGAGCACGACUGAGGCCGUUUAUGAGGAGAUUCAUCACAGACCUACUAACAGACACAGUGUCUUCUCUCAGAGGGGAAGUGUCCUUUCUACCGAACAGCAUUCUGGGUAUGAAGAUGCUGAUGAGCUUCUUUCAGCAAAACCUGCAGUAGGAAUGAAGACUGACUACUAUAACGAUGUCACCACCACUGAAGGGCCAACAGAUGACUUAGCAGAAAACUAUGAUGAUGUUGUCAUCGUACAGCAGUUCUCCAAUGAUAAAAAAGAGGAUGUUCAGGAGGAGUAUGAUGAUGUGAAGAACAUCAUGGAAUGAGUGACAUGUUUGACUAUGAUGAUGUGGAGGAAGAUCCAGGAAAACAUGGAAGGGUUGUAUAACUCAAACCACACCCACCACCUCAAAUCAAAGUUUUUAAGUGGUCUGCAGAGUUUGUGUUUAAGAUCCUAUACACUGUUUUUUUUUUUCCUGAUGUUUUUGCAGGUCAUGCAUCUUCUUCUUCUUCUUCUUCUUUUUUGUUUGGUAGUUCAUAAGAAAAAAAAAAAGUUCUUUUAGCUUUAAGCCGCCACAACC